Molecule: messenger RNA, 418 nt
Organism: Prunus persica (peach)
Lineage: Eukaryota; Viridiplantae; Streptophyta; Magnoliopsida; Rosales; Rosaceae
Product: AP-3 complex subunit mu
Exons: 2
Coding region: 18-407 (129 amino acids)
Biological process (GO): endocytosis
Cellular component (GO): cytoplasmic vesicle
Source: RefSeq, a predicted model, not a curated record
CAAAUAUAGUUAACAAGAUGUUGAGUGUUGUGACAGGCAACAGUUCCAACAUGAGUGACACACUUCCAGGUGCAACAUCAUCUUGCAUUCCAUGGAGAACAACAUACCUGAAAUAUGCUAACAAUGAAGUUUAUGUUGAUCUUGUUGAAGAAAUGGAUGCAAUUGUAAACAGGGAUGGGGUCCUGGUGAAAUGCAAGAUAUAUGGUGAAGUGCAAGUGAACUCCCAUCUCUCAGAUGUUCCUGAUUUGACUCUUUCAUUUGCAAACCCUUCUAUUCUUGAUAAUGUAAGAUUCCAUCCAUGUGUUCGAUUUUUUCCUUGGGAAUCCCAACAAAUUCUGUCAUUUGUGCCUCCUGACGGACAGUUUAAACUGAGGAGCUACAAGUGUGUGGUGUUAAAGGGACACUAGGUUAUUAAAAU